Mustela lutreola (European mink) is the source of this 962-nucleotide messenger RNA. RefSeq names its product REST corepressor 3-like. Bases 1 to 708 code for a protein of 235 amino acids. Gene Ontology annotation, cellular component: histone deacetylase complex; transcription regulator complex. Gene Ontology annotation, biological process: negative regulation of DNA-templated transcription; regulation of transcription by RNA polymerase II. The record is from RefSeq and is a predicted model, not a curated record. NCBI's taxonomy places the organism in Eukaryota, Metazoa, Chordata, Mammalia, Carnivora, Mustelidae. The transcript is spliced from 3 exons. Gene Ontology annotation, molecular function: transcription corepressor activity.
AUGGCCUGCGUGUUCUUGGGACACCAGUGGGAUCCUCAACCAGACGACAGAAGUCUGCAGUAUGUACACACAGCUCUCCGUACUGAUCCUUCACAGGUGUAUUAUUUACUUGGCCUUCCAGGUGUCUGCAAAUAUGGUAAAGAUUUUCAAGCUAUUGCAGACGUAAUUGGCAACAAGACUGUUGGCCAAGUGAAGAACUUCUUUGUAAACUACAGGCCUCGGUUUAACUUAGAGGAGGUAUUGCAGGAGUGGGAAGCAGAACAAGGAACCCAGGCUUGUGAUGGUGAUGCUUCUACUUUAGGGGAGGAGACAAAAAUUGCUUCUAAUGUGCCAUCAGGGAAGAGCACUGAUGAAGAAGAGGAGGCACAGACCCCACAGGCUCCUCGGACUCUGGGUCCAUCACCUCCUGCCCCAUCAUCCACUCCAACACCAACAGCCCCCAUUGCCACUCUGAACCAGCCUCCAGCACUUCUUCAUCCAACACUGCCUGCUGCCCCUGCUCUUCACCGGCAGCCUCCUCCACUCCGGCAGCAGGCUCGGUUCAUCCAGCCCCGGCCAACUUUCAAUCAGCCUCCACCACCUCUCAUUCGCCCUGCUAAUUCUCUGCCGCCCCGUCUCAACCCAAGACCAGUGUUGUCCACGGUUGGUGGUCAACAGCCACCGUCCCUUAUCGGAAUUCAGCCAGAUUCACAGUCCUCACUGCACUAAAAUUAAACUGGACAGAGCUACAGUAACUCUUCACCCCAUCAUUAGACCAGUGCUCAUCAGACUGAUGCAAAAGAGAACAGUCCUCCUUGAUACUGAGGCUGUGAACUAGUUCUGUGGCAGGGGGCUAGCAUAAGUGGAUGUCUAGGACAUUUUUUGGUUUGUGCAACCAAACUAAAUGUUAUACAACAAAAAGCCUACAGUUAGCCUCCUUUCUAGAGUAUAUGUUCAGCGACAUGAUCUCAUAAAAGGAACAA